This is a messenger RNA of Rotaria sp. Silwood2, 1578 nucleotides long. The record is from the annotation of a GenBank genome assembly. NCBI's taxonomy places the organism in Eukaryota, Metazoa, Rotifera, Eurotatoria, Philodinida, Philodinidae.
AUGUGUGUAGUUGGAUUCAUUCUACAAUUGGUUCAACUGCCGUUUUCUACGGCGGCAUCAAUUGAAAUAGAUCAUGAUCAAGUCAAAGGCAAACAGUUACUAGAGUCAACGUAUCCAGCAUCGAUCCGUAUCGAUGAUGCUAUGUCAUAUCUCAACGAAUUGCAACAAUUGGCCACAGCCGAAAAUGGAACGCGAGCAAUCGACACAACGGGUUUUAAUCGAACACUCGACUAUUUGACUGACCAUCUGGCGGCUAAUACAAAUUUUAGAAUCACAAAAAAAUUCUUUUCUGUAAGAAAAUUUACUCUUGCACAUCAUCCUACUCUUCUUUCAUCGAUCAACGGUCAAAUAGUUAAUCAUAGCUAUUCGACUGAUCCUUCAAAAAGCGACUUUUUACCAGUUCGCUUUUCUACCACAGUCAAUUUAUCGAAUUAUACUCGAUUAACAGUCAUUCCCAAUUUUGGCUGCUCACACAAAGAUUGGUUGAGUGCAAAUCCACCGACUAGCGGUCGAAUCGUGUUGAUAAAUCUAGGCUUGUGUCCAUUUCGCGAAAAAGGCGAUCUCGCAGCCAAGUACAAUGCUACUGGUAUUCUAUUUUACAAUGAUGGCACCUCCCCUGAUAAUAUGGCACCUAUUUCGGUAAGUCUUGCACAAACGAAUUCCAUACCAGCACUAUUUCUCUCAUUUACUCUCGGUGAACGACUUGCGCAAGCUGCUCGAGAUUUAUCAUCAAAUGUAGCGAUUCGUUUCAGUAUUGUGCUAACGAACGAAGCACCGAUUCCUGUUGGUAAUAUCUGUGCCGAUACACCCACAGGUGAUCCGACUCAGACCAUUCUUAUCGGCAGUCACAGUGAUAGCGUACCAGCUGGACCUGGAAUCAAUGAUAACGGUGAUGGUAGUGCGGCCAAUCUUGCUUUAGCAGCAACUCUUGCACGUCUCUUUCGAACGCGUAACUAUGCCAAAUACAAGUACCGCAUACGAUUCUGUUGGUGGGGUGCCGAAGAAGUUGGCCUUCUCGGCUCAGCGUUUCACGUUUCAGAAGCUCUCAAGUCCACUGUUGUCGGCGAACGUAUUAUUGACUAUUUAUUCACUCUCAAUCUUGAUAUGCUCGCCUCACCGAAUUUCAUGUUUGGCAUCUAUGAUGGUCACACAGCCAGAAAUGAUACUCCGCCGAUGGCUAUGCCGGGUAGCAACAAAGUUGCAAUACUCUUUCAAGAUUGGUUCAUUCGACAAGGCUUACCUUGGGAUUAUACUGAAUAUACUGACCGUGCUGACUAUGCACCAUUUCUUGCGGCGGGAGUUGCAACGGGAGAUCUCUUCUCAGGCGCUGACGAUAUAAAAACGCAAGAACAACGCGAUCGUUACGAUCGCAUUCUAGGUCAAGGUCAAGGUGGCAUGGCAGGCGUCCCUCAUGAUCCAUGCUAUCAUAAGGCCUGUGAUUCUAUUCAAAACGUAAAUGUAUUCGUCUACGAGAAGAUGAUCAAAGCAGCUGCUUAUGCCAUCGAAAGUUUAGCACGACAGGCCGAUUUGAAAACAUGGCUUUAUCCAAUAGAAGACAGUCAACGUGUAACCAACUAA